AAAUUUGUGAUAAAAGUUCUUUAUUUUGUCUCAUAAUGGAUAUAACUAAGAACACGCGGGAGAAUGCUGUGGGAGAGUGCCAAUUAACGAUCAGAUUGCUGGAAAUGUUGCAAAGAACGAAAUACGAAUUGGUGCAAGAAAAUGGACAACGCCGCUUAACUGCUCCAGAAAUCAUUCGUGGCGAGAAGCAACGCGUGAAAGGUGCUGAAAUUUUUCUUGGCCGUCUUCCGCGAGAUUGUUACGAGGACGAAUUAAUGCCGAUGCUGGAAACGGUCGGUCGUUUGAUCGAAUUACGAUUGAUGCUCGAUUUUUCUGGAUCAACUCGCGGAUAUGCAUUUGCCUUGUUUGAAAAUUCAAAAAUAGCAAGAAGCGCGUGCGCAAAACUUGACGGUUACGAAAUUAGACAUGGACAUCGUAUCGGCGUCGUUAAAUCGGUUGAUAAUUGUCGAUUGUUCUUCGGUGGUGUACCUAAGAACAAAUGCAAGGAAGAAUUUAUGCAAGAGUUGAAUAAGAUUCUUGAGGGCAUCACUGAUAUCUAUCUGUAUCCAAGUGCACAUGACAAGACGCUGAAUCGUGGUUUCAUAUUCGUCGAAUUCAAAGAUCAUAGAGCAGCCGCGAUGGCAAGACGAAAAUUAAUACCUGGAAGAGUCAUGUUAUGGGACCAUGAAAUCGCGGUUGAUUGGGCCGACCCUGAACCUGGUGAUCCUAUCGACGAAGAAGUUAUGGAAAAUGUUACUGCUUUAUUUGUACGAAAUCUAUCUUUGAACAUGUCACAACAAAAAAUUCGAGAUAUCUUUCAGAAAAAUACAAAAAUUCCUAUCUUAAAAUUAAAGAAAAUUAAUCAUUUCGCGUUCGUACAUUAUGAAAAUCGUAAAGCAGCACAGAGUGUAAUGGACAUUAUGACAAGACAUAAUGGCGUCGCUGAGGCUGAAGGAUGGGAAAUACGUUGGGCAAAACCAAUCGGAGCCACAAAAGUCUUAGAAAGACAACGAUGUAUCAACGAAGCUCUAGCAAAUGCAAACUCACGUAAUCUCGAACCAAGUUACGUUAAACGCACACCAGUGAAAAAGUCUAAUCUUAAGAAUAUCGUGGACAUGAACGCCAACAAUAUACUCGAUAUAACCUCAAUACACACAACUGCUUUACAAAACUUCAUUAGAGAAAAGUUUGGCGGUACUUGUUACUUUAACUGUUUGCGCGUAGCGAAUGGGUCCACUUUUAUGUGUAAAAUAACUAUUGUUAGACAAGCCCUUAUUCUGUUCGAAUAUCACGGAGAAUCAAUGCCAACGAAGCAAAACGCUAUUGUUGCUGCGUGCACAAAGAUGUAUCAACUCAUAGCUUCUACGUUCCAGGAUCUCGUGCUACAGGAAAAUGAGCACUAUUGCAUGGAACAAAAGCUAGGCAUUGAUCCUGUGGUUGGGUCGCCAGUCAGCUGGAAUAGGGAAAUACAUUAUAAUUAAACAAAUUACUUUCAUUGAAUGAUUUUUAU
Messenger RNA from Bombus pyrosoma, 1489 nucleotides. Its product is annotated as APOBEC1 complementation factor-like. The transcript has 5 exons. Bases 36 to 1460 code for a protein of 474 amino acids. Lineage: Eukaryota; Metazoa; Arthropoda; Insecta; Hymenoptera; Apidae. The record is from RefSeq and is a predicted model, not a curated record. Gene Ontology annotation, molecular function: mRNA binding. Gene Ontology annotation, cellular component: nucleus.